Molecule: messenger RNA, 287 nt
Organism: Funneliformis caledonium
Lineage: Eukaryota; Fungi; Glomeromycota; Glomeromycetes; Glomerales; Glomeraceae
Source: the annotation of a GenBank genome assembly
CUGAUGCUAAUAAUAAUAAAAAACAGUGUCAGAAAAAAAUAAAUUUAGAUGAACCUAUGCAAAUUUCGGGAAUGUUAAAAACAGUAAAAUGUAUAUUGUAUCAAGCAAUGCUUUUUUAUUGGAAAGAAGAUCACGAAAUAUCAUACUUACCAUCAAUACUUGUUCCUCAAAUUAAAAAGCUUGAUUUUGCACCUUAUGAAAUGGAACGGACUCUUUAUUCUUUAAAAGAGAAAUAUAAUGACAUAAAAUUUAGUAUGUCAUUACAUUCACCUUCACAAUCUCCCUAA